AUAGACUUUCACUCUUCCAGUCGAAUCGUAGUCAGCUUAGUUGAAACACCUGUUUCUCUUGAACUCUCUAGUUUCUGCUGUGUGACUAGUGAUUUUCAAAAACUGGAAUUGGCCAUUUAGGAGGGAGGGAGUACGGACACUAGGAAACCAUUUUAUGUCAUCAAAUUCGAGGAAAUAAAAAUUUAUGGAAACUUCACCUGAUAAAUAUUUAAAAAACUGAAAAGUCAUUUGAAAAAAAAGAGCAAUGCUUGCGCAAAUCAAAACUGCUGGGACGUGCAUCAUAUUCUUGGCAUUGUUCGUAUGUUUCAUCGUCUCCGGAUUAUUAAUUAAUGGAGUCCAACUUUGUCUGUGGUUAACAGUAAGACCUUUAAGCAGAUGGUUGUAUCGCAAGAUUAAUUAUUACCUGCUUGCCUGCUUAUGGAAUCAGGUUCUCUUGAUUAUCGACUGGUCGGGAUCAGCUUUUAGUGUUUAUACUGAUACUGAAACGUGGACCAAACUUGGAAAAGAAAAUGCGCUGAUCAUCCUUAAUCACUCAAAUGAGCUUGACUGGCUAGUGGCUUGGGUAUUGGGAAGCCAAGCCAACGUUCUGGGGAACUCCAAACUGUUCAUUAAAAAAGCAGUUGAAUGGAUUCCUAUUAUUGGAUGGGCUUGGAAAUUUGCGGAAAUUGGGUUUUUAGAAAGGAACUGGGAAAAAGACAAAUCAACCAUGGAUUUAUUCGUUAAAAAUUUGAUUGAAUAUCCCGAUCCAGUUUGGUUGCUAUUCUUUCCGGAGGGAACCAGAUUUACAAAAGAUAAACAUAACGUUUCCAUGGAAUUUGCCGCCAAAAAAGGUUUACCCCACUUAAAUAAUUUAUUGAUACCUAGGACGAGGGGUUUUUUCGCUAUUACUCAACAGCUCAAACAAAAUUUCGACGCUGUUUAUUCCUGCACUCUUUGUUUUAAUACUAAAUUAGGUGCGUUUCCUAGUCUACUGAAUGUGUUUCUCGGUCGUCCAGUUUUCGGAGAAGUCUUUUUAGAACGCGUUCCUUUUCAAGAUAUCCCGAGUGAAAUCAAUCAGUCUGCGGAAUGGCUUUUAAAUAACUUCGAAAAAAGAGAUAAGCUGAUGGAUGCUUACGAGAAGAAUGGAGUUUUUCCAACUUCUUUAGCGGAAGAGGAUUCAAAAUACUUUAAGGGGCCAAUUAGAUGCCAUUACCGACCACGUUCAGCAUUGCCGUUUUUGCUAUUUUGCCUGUGGACUAGCUUUUGCUUACCGCUCAUGUUUAAUUCUGUCAAAUGUCUAUUGGGCACAGGGUUCUCAAGUUUACUGGCGAUCGUUUUUAUCAUUGGAAUAACUGCAUCAUUCAUCUAUAAACUGAUCGAUAUCACACUGAUCAGUCGUGGAUCUAGUUAUGGAAUCGAAGCUCCAAAAAAAGAUAAUUAAGCAAAUAAGUGACCGAUAGUGAAAAUUGUGAACUGUUCCUUGCUGCACAAUUUAUCUCUGAUAUUAUUGAAAUAUGAAAAUGAUUUAGAUUUUCUUUUGUCUGUGGCAACUACGGCCAAAAUAAGGUUGUAAAAUGAAAUAAAUGGAUUAAAAUUUGUAAAAUGGAAAAAAAAAAAUAUUCAGAUUGCC
Daphnia pulicaria is the source of this 1609-nucleotide messenger RNA. Its product is annotated as 1-acyl-sn-glycerol-3-phosphate acyltransferase gamma-like. Gene Ontology annotation, molecular function: 1-acylglycerol-3-phosphate O-acyltransferase activity. Gene Ontology annotation, cellular component: endomembrane system. The coding region runs from base 245 to 1420 and encodes 391 amino acids. The record is from RefSeq and is a predicted model, not a curated record. The transcript is spliced from 10 exons. NCBI's taxonomy places the organism in Eukaryota, Metazoa, Arthropoda, Branchiopoda, Diplostraca, Daphniidae.